UAAGUGGUUCAUCUAUGAUUCUCACCAUCAAUGCCGAUGGAUACCUUGUGGUUCUCAAUGACAGAGCAAGUUAUAGGGUGAGUGAUGAUGAUUUAUCCUCAAGCCAAAUCGUGAGUGCAACACUGUUGGAUUCUGGGAAUUUGGUUUUGAGAAAUGGGAGCUCUGAUAUACUAUGGCAGAGCUUUGAUUACCCUUUGAAUACUUUUUUACCUGAAAUGAAGCUUGGUUACAGUAAGAAAACUGGAAAAGUUUGGUCUUUAACGUCUUGGUUAGACCAACACGACCCAAAUAAAGGGGAUUUUGAGGUGAAAAUGGAUUCUACAACAUCGGAUGCAUUUGUACUCAUGAGGGGUAAUGAAACAAGAUGGAGCAGUGGUGCUUGGAACGGACAGGGUUUUGAUUUCAUGCCUGAAAUGAGAUUGAAUUACAUCUUCAACUACACCAUGUAUAGCGACGAAAACGAAACAUAUCUUUCGUAUUCGGUGUCUAAUAAUUCUCUAACUAGAUUCCUCCGCAGCUCCGGACGAAUUGGACAGUCUACAAUACAUGGCUUGAAAGUAAUCAACAGUGGAACAUGUUUUGGGCUCAUCCAAGAGAAGUGUGUAACAUUUUUAACGCUUGUGGUCCAUUUAGCUGCUGCAGCAGUGACAGUUGUCUGUGCUUGCGAGGCUUUUACCCAUCAGAGAAGCGGAUAA
Molecule: messenger RNA, 695 nt
Organism: Hibiscus syriacus
Lineage: Eukaryota; Viridiplantae; Streptophyta; Magnoliopsida; Malvales; Malvaceae
Product: G-type lectin S-receptor-like serine/threonine-protein kinase At2g19130
Exons: 1
Coding region: 15-695 (226 amino acids)
Biological process (GO): recognition of pollen
Source: RefSeq, a predicted model, not a curated record